AUGGACUCACGGGUGUCGGAGCUGUUCGGGGGCUGCUGCCGGCCGCGGGCGGCGGGGCAGGCGGGGCGUGCGCGGGCGCGGGGGGCUGCGCCCGGCGGCGGCAGCGGCUCGAAGGCGAAGAAGAAGAACGGGCGGACCCGGGGCGGGAAGGCCAACAACCCGCCGUACCUGCCGCCCGAGGCAGAAGAUGGGAACAUCGAGUACAAGCUAAAGCUAGUGAAUCCCUCGCAAUAUCGCUUUGAGCACCUGGUGACACAGAUGAAGUGGCGACUACAGGAAGGCCGAGGUGAGGCCGUCUAUCAGAUCGGCGUGGAGGACAACGGGCUGCUGGUGGGCCUCUCAGAGGAGGAAAUGCGUGCCUCGCUCAAGACACUGCGCCGUAUGGCAGAGAAGGUUGGGGCUGACAUUACGGUGCUGCGGGAGAGGGAGGUCGAUUACGACAGCGACGUUCCAAGGAAGAUAACGGAGGUGCUUGUCCGAAAGGUGCCUGACAACCAGCAGUUCUUAGACCUGCGAGUAGCUGUGCUGGGGAAUGUGGACUCAGGGAAGUCAACCCUGUUGGGUGUCCUAACGCAAGGAGAGCUGGACAACGGGCGGGGCAGAGCACGCCUCAACCUCUUCCGGCAUCUCCAUGAAAUCCAGUCAGGAAGAACGUCAAGCAUCAGCUUUGAGAUCCUCGGCUUCAACAGCAAAGGAGAGGUGGUAAAUUACAGUGACUCUCGAACAGCAGAAGAGAUCUGCGAGAGUUCUUCCAAAAUGAUCACUUUCAUUGACCUGGCUGGCCACCACAAGUAUCUGAAAACAACCAUCUUUGGUCUCACCAGCUACUGCCCGGACUUUGCUAUGCUGGUGGUUAGCGCCAACACUGGCAUUGCGGGCACAACACGAGAGCACUUGGGCUUGGCCAUGGCCCUCAAGGUCCCCUUCUUCAUUGUCAUCAGCAAAGUUGACUUGUGUUCGAAAGCCACCGUGGAACGGACAGUGAAGCAGCUGGAGCGAAUCCUGAAGCAGCCAGGCUGCAACAAGCUCCCCCUGCUUGUGAACUCAGAUGACGAUGCUGUUACAGCAGCACAGCAGUUUGCACAGUCUCCCAACAUCACCCCAAUCUUCACACUGUCCAGUGUUUCUGGGGAGAACCUGGAUCUCUUAAAAGUCUUCCUCAACAUCCUCCCUCCACUGACCAACAGUAAAGAGCAGGAAGAACUAAUGCAGCAGCUCACAGAGUUUCAGGUUGAUGAAAUUUAUACUGUGCCAGAGGUGGGGACUGUUGUGGGAGGAACUCUGUCAAGUGGGAUCUGCCGAGAAGGGGAGAACCUGGUGGUUGGUCCCACUGAUGACGGGAAGUUCCUCCGGCUGAAAGUGUGCAGUAUCCAACGCAACCGCUCUGCCUGCCGCGUGCUGCGGGCUGGGCAGGCAGCCACACUGGCCCUCGGACCCUUCGACCGCUCCCUGCUGCGCAAGGGCAUGGUCAUGGUGAGCCCAGAAAUGAACCCCACCAUCUGCUCAGUGUUUGAAGCCGAGAUCGUGCUGUUGUUCCAUGCCACGACUUUCCGGAAGGGGUUUCAGGUGACGGUGCACGUGGGGAAUGUGCGACAGACUGCUAUUGUAGAGAAGAUCCACGGAAAGGACAAGCUGCGGACAGGAGAGAAGGCAGUCGUCCGUUUUAGGUUCAUCAAGCAUCCUGAAUACUUGAAGAUUGGAGCCAAGCUGCUUUUCCGUGAAGGAGUCACCAAAGGCAUUGGGCAUGUCACUGACCUCCAAGCCAUCACCACUAAAGAAAAUGGCCUGGAGGAGUCCCUGGGACCUGGACAGCUGAGCUUCUGACUACCACUAGGUCAGAGAGAUCUCCACUCACCGACACCUGGGGAGAAGGGUGGAAGCUCCCGUGGCUCUCUGAGUGAUGCCUGGAGCUGCUGCUGUCCCAUUCUAGCGUGGGUGUCCCUCCUCCGCACAGUGAGAUGGAGCCUGGGAGAGUUUCUCGCAUUCAGUGCCGUACAUGGGGCAAGUUAAGCAUGUUCUCCACAUCGCCUGCAGCUUUCGUUGCCCAGCCCGCCUUCAAAAUAGAUCAGAGGCACCUGCAGACCUGGGCAGGCAAGUUCUGGCUUUGUUUACUGUUUGAAAAUUACUGGUUGGGAGGAGCAGAACCCUUGAAGACCAGCAGUGAAGGGAUGUUUUUCCAUCUCUGACACAAGAUCUGGUCCCGUUUCUGCUCUCUGAGCACUGGGUUGAUAACAAUCCUCUCUUGAGUCAUCCUGCAGCACAUCCCUUUGGGCAGGGGAUGGAAGAGGCCCUGCUACCCACAGCAGGGGCUUGGCUGAACCUCUCAAAAUGCAUUCAGGACACUUUUUAACCGUUUUAAUCUUGGUUGGCUUUAAUCUGCUGUGUGUCCAUUUGUGUGUUGGUUUUGCAUUACUCCAAUCUGAGUGUCUUACUGUUGGACAAGUGUCCUGUUCCCCACUCACAUGUACACACUCCUUCAGCAUCCUGCUUUCUGACUCCUGGGGAGCUGUGGCUGCUCCAAGUGGCACAGCCUCCCGACAUAACGGCGUGAAGGCAGAGUUUGCACUUGCAUCUGUUCCUUGCAGCAGCUGAGCAGGAGGCCAUUCUGUGGAGCAGAGCGGGGCCUGGGCCUGUGCUGGCAUGUGCAGGUUGUUUCCAUGGAUGUUCAGCUGCAGGUGUCACCUGCAUGUUGGCAGCAGGGGUUUGCAGUGGGCUCCCUGGUGUGGCUAUUCCAGGGCCCAGCCCAGCUUGCUCCUCACAUGCUUGCCUUAAUGUGUGAGGAGGGCAGGCUGUGUCACUAACACAGAACCAGGUGGCUUCUAUUGUUUAGAUGUGAUUUGACAGUGGCAUGAUUUUAUUUCUGUUUCUCCUCAAGACAGACUUUUCUUUCCCUUGCCACUGGGGUUUGUUGUCAGAGGGAAGCUGGUGUUGCCAGCAAGGACUCUGUGCACCAAGGGUGGAGCACAUUUGUCUCCCACUCACUGUCGUGCAGCUCCCCUGUGUGACCGUUACUCCAGGCCACUGGUAGCCUGGAGGGUGCAGCAGGGGCUGUAUAGCUGUACAUAGGCUUUUGGUUUUAUUGUUGACUGUUAGACCAAAUGUGUCAGCUGUGAGCAACAGGUUUUCAGCCAGCCCUGUCCCAUGGCACAGUGGCCUGCCAGCCGUGACCGAAGAGAAGGGCAAGGGCCUGUGAUAGCACUUGGACACCCAAACAGCCCUUCUACCAUCCUGAGAGCAAGUUCUGCUUCUGGGCUGCUGGCAGAGGCAAUGCCUGUGGGGCUGAGUGGCCCGUGCUGAUCUGUGGAUGUCUCAAAGCAGUGCUCUCCACUGGGCUGGGCUCCAGCAGGCGGGGAGGUGGCGGCUGCACCCUGUGAAGAGUAUACUGAGGCAUGGGGAAGCCAGUGAAAUGGUGGUAUAUAUGAAGGGAUUCAGAGGCAGCUCAGCAGUGACAGCAGUGACCUGUCCCUUGGGGGGAGCACUGACCCAGCUGAAAACUCUGCUUCUUCCCCAUCAGCCCAGCAGUGAGACAGGAGCUGCUGGCUCAGGGUCACUGCUCAAGCAGGAUCCCUCUUUCUUCCCAUCCUGUCAGUGGUCUGGGUGUUAUGGUGACAUGGUCUUUCACCAAUGCCUGCAAGAAGGACAGGCCCCAGCUGCAAGCAGGCUCUUCCCUUUGGUGCUAGUGGGUCACAAAGAAAGCUGCCUGCGGGGUCGGGGGGACUCCAGCUGUUUGCAGCAGCCCUGGUGUUUUCUGCCCCAAAGUGGGCAUGGGGUGCUGUGACCUUCUCUGAAAUAGCUGAUGGCUGGUCUCACCUCAUCCCUGCCAUCUGUGGCAUGACUGUUCUUGGUGCCAUGCUCUUCAUAAUUGCUGUUUUGUUGUCUUGAAUUUUUCUAAUGCUGGGGGUUGUUCCUGUUCCCCAAGCAUCUAUAUAUAAAUGUACAGAAUAAAGAUGUUUUAUUGAG
Messenger RNA from Gymnogyps californianus (California condor), 3960 nucleotides. It is a transcript of the gene GTPBP2, whose product is annotated as GTP binding protein 2. Lineage: Eukaryota; Metazoa; Chordata; Aves; Accipitriformes; Cathartidae. Gene Ontology annotation, molecular function: GTP binding; translation elongation factor activity; GTPase activity. The record is from RefSeq and is a predicted model, not a curated record. Gene Ontology annotation, biological process: translational elongation.